Molecule: messenger RNA, 1352 nt
Organism: Arabidopsis lyrata subsp. lyrata
Lineage: Eukaryota; Viridiplantae; Streptophyta; Magnoliopsida; Brassicales; Brassicaceae
Product: cinnamyl alcohol dehydrogenase 5
Exons: 5
Coding region: 22-1095 (357 amino acids)
Biological process (GO): lignin biosynthetic process
Molecular function (GO): cinnamyl-alcohol dehydrogenase activity; zinc ion binding
Source: RefSeq, a predicted model, not a curated record
AUAGAGAAAGAAUCAUCAAAAAUGGGAAUAAUGGAGGCAGAGAGGAAAACAACAGGCUGGGCUGCGAGAGAUCCAUCUGGGAUCCUCUCUCCUUACACUUACACUCUUAGAGAGACAGGACCAGAGGAUGUGAACAUAAGAAUCAUAUGCUGUGGAAUCUGCCACACCGAUCUUCAUCAAACCAAAAAUGAUCUUGGCAUGUCUAACUACCCCAUGGUUCCUGGGCAUGAAGUGGUAGGGGAAGUGGUGGAGGUUGGAUCAGAUGUGAGCAAGUUCACCGUAGGUGACAUAGUUGGAGUUGGUUGCCUCGUUGGAUGUUGCGGAGGUUGUAGCCCUUGCGAGAGAGAUCUGGAACAGUAUUGUCCCAAGAAGAUUUGGAGCUACAACGAUGUUUACAUCGAUGGUCAACCUACACAAGGCGGCUUCGCUAAAGCCACCGUCGUUCACCAAAAGUUUGUGGUGAAGAUUCCAGAAGGAAUGGCGGCUGAGCAGGCUGCGCCACUACUGUGCGCUGGUGUGACGGUGUAUAGUCCACUGAGCCACUUCGGUCUGAAACAACCAGGCCUAAGAGGAGGCAUACUAGGGUUAGGUGGAGUUGGUCACAUGGGUGUGAAAAUAGCCAAAGCAAUGGGUCACCAUGUGACUGUCAUUAGCUCAUCAAACAAGAAGAGAGAAGAGGCUCUGCAAGACCUUGGAGCUGAUGAUUACGUGAUCGGAUCCGACCAAGCAAAGAUGAGCGAAUUGGCUGAUUCGUUGGAUUACGUAAUUGACACGGUUCCUGUUCAUCACGCACUUGAGCCUUAUUUGUCUCUGCUUAAGCUUGAUGGUAAACUCAUUCUCAUGGGAGUUAUUAACAAUCCCUUGCAGUUUCUUACUCCUCUGCUUAUGCUUGGGAGGAAAGUGAUAACGGGAAGCUUCAUAGGGAGCAUGAAGGAGACAGAGGAGAUGCUUGAAUUCUGUAAAGAAAAGGGUUUGAGUUCGAUCAUCGAAGUUGUGAAGAUGGAUUAUGUUAACACUGCGUUUGAGAGACUCGAGAAGAACGAUGUGCGUUAUAGGUUCGUCGUUGAUGUCGAAGGAAGCAAUUUCGACGCUUGAAUUCAUGAAAACUCGAGGCUUUUUACGUACUCGAUUUCGAGAAUCUUCUGUUUGUUUGUGAGCUUUGUCAAUGGUGUGUCACUAUUUUUCAUGAGAAAGUGGUAAAAGAUACUACUAUAAUGAUAUUGGGCUAAAAAUGAAUGUGUUUUUUCGAGCGUUUUUAAUCAUGUAUCAUUUGAUACAUGUUUAACAUAAAUGCCUUGAGUCCUUAUGUCGGGUUUGAGUCGUACCAUGAUAUAAAACAUUAUUGUUCGGAG